This is a messenger RNA of Lichtheimia ornata, 276 nucleotides long. RefSeq lists its product as uncharacterized. The record is from RefSeq and is a predicted model, not a curated record. NCBI's taxonomy places the organism in Eukaryota, Fungi, Mucoromycota, Mucoromycetes, Mucorales, Lichtheimiaceae. Bases 1 to 276 code for a protein of 91 amino acids. The transcript has a single exon.
AUGAAGCAUGGGCUCUUUUUGGAACCAACAUGCUCAGCCCAGCUCAAACAGCCUUGUGUGCCAGUUUCAGGAUCGAACUCGUCAAUUUCCAACUUGGCCAUGUCACCACCCGCCAAAAUGAAAACAGGUCGACCUCCAGAAACUUUUUGGCUGGCAUCCACAAAUGCAAAAAUUGCUAUUGACGAGUUCGAUCCUGAAACUUUCGCACAAGGUAGUUUCGACCAUGCUGAGCAUGCUGGUAUCAAAAAGAGCCCAUGUUUCAUUGAAAGGUUUUGA